Messenger RNA from Lolium perenne, 1277 nucleotides. NCBI's taxonomy places the organism in Eukaryota, Viridiplantae, Streptophyta, Magnoliopsida, Poales, Poaceae. The record is from RefSeq and is a predicted model, not a curated record.
AUGACGACGGCCGGCAUGCAGUGGACGGAGCUCCGUCGACGGUGGCCUCCCGGCAUGAUCCUGGCGUGGAAAAAUGGGAGGGUUACGCGCGGCAGAUGGAGAAGAGAUAGAUCGACUGAGAGGGAGCCGAGGGUGAGGAGAGGGAAGGCGUCGCACGACAGCAUCCGGCACCGUGGCGUCGACGUCGAGCACGGGCUCGAGCAGCCGGGAUGGAGACGGGCGCUCUCCGUGCUGGAAGUGUCCGUCGAGGGGUGGAGGUGUCUGGUGGCGAGAGGGAGGGCGCAGAACGGAGAGAGCUGGUGGUCGACGACGUCACCGUUCCCUCCCCAUGUGAGCCCCUCUCCCCUCUCUUUAUCUCUGGAGCCAGCUCCUCAUCCUCAUCCACUCCACCUGCUUCCCCCUCCUUUUCCCCUUCUCCACGAAAACGCAGGAGGCAGAGAACCCCACGGCCAUCGUCGGCCUCUCCAUGUCGCCGUCGACUCCGGCCCUUCCCCGCCAAGCCACCACCACCAGGAACUGCGUCUCGUUCUCCUCAUUCGCCUGGUACACCUAAUCGAGCCGGGGGCGCCCUACAUCGCCGCCAAUUUCGUUUUCCCCGUCUCCGUCUGCGAGCACGUCGCCGGCGAUAGCGUCGCCGUCAGCCCUCCCCCUUCGUCUCUGACCCUCUCCACGGCAUCCUGUCCUCUUCGACAGCGGCCCUCCGGUGACCUCCCCCUGGCGGCGCCGCCCUUCCUCGGUCCGCGCCGACGAGAGGCGCAGAACGCGCCCACGCGCGCUUCCGGGGGACUACCGCAUCGACCGCGUCGUCUCCGACCCACCGCGGUGACCACCAGGCCUGCGACGCGAGCGGCAUCCGUGCGUGCAGCCAAGUUUGCCAGCGUGGCCGCGUGGGCCCUCCUCGUCAGCGACCGCGGCUACCUCUUUACCGGCAUUUGCUUCUUCCCGGAUAGGAUCACGAAGUGUUGAUGUGAGAUACGACGAGUUCUUCGACAAGUGCUUCUGCAGCUUUUCAUAGGCGAGCCCUCUCUCUUCACCUAUUUUACUCUGUCCCUCACACUGCUAUCCUUAUGUUGCGAUUCUUUAUCGAGUCAUGUGUCCUAUUCCACUUGUUUACCAUAAUAAUCCUAUAUGUAUCAUUCCUUACCCAUAGCCGUUGCUUGAUGUUUGAGCCUUGCGAGUCGUAGGCGUGUUUAGGCUCUGUUGUUUAUCUCGAUCUGUUAUCGGGAUAUGUUGGGUUGUUGGGAGGUUAUCACAUGCUAUAUCCGUUGUUGGAGAUA